Messenger RNA from Eutrema salsugineum, 2922 nucleotides. Its product is annotated as casein kinase 1-like protein HD16. Gene Ontology annotation, molecular function: ATP binding; protein serine/threonine kinase activity. Gene Ontology annotation, biological process: peptidyl-serine phosphorylation; signal transduction; endocytosis. The coding region runs from base 410 to 2599 and encodes 729 amino acids. NCBI's taxonomy places the organism in Eukaryota, Viridiplantae, Streptophyta, Magnoliopsida, Brassicales, Brassicaceae. The transcript has 16 exons. Gene Ontology annotation, cellular component: nucleus; cytoplasm. The record is from RefSeq and is a predicted model, not a curated record.
GAAAAAAAAAAACUUAUUUUCAUAACUCAGAAAUCUCUUUCCAAAAUUUGCACCUCUUCUUCAUCGUCAUCUUCAUCUUCUUCUUCAUUAUUAACCCUAAAUCUAGCCGCUACUAUCUCUCUCUCUAGGUUUCUCUCUCUCUACCUGUAUCUCUAUCUCUUGUGUCUACUUCACAGCUUAGAAGUUUUUCACAUUGAAAUCGUCACAGCUCAAGGAGAAGGAGCUAAUCGGUUUCUCAUUUUUGGAAACUCGAGCGGAGAUCUGAAAGUUUUUGUUCUGGAUCGAUCCUGCUCCGCUCUCUUCAUCUUCCGAUCAUCUUUAUUUUUGAAGUAUUAUCUAGCAUCGAUCUUCUGGUAAUCUAAAGAGGUGACCGUAAGAAAAAUAAUUUUACAUCUUGCAUGGAGUAAGAAUGCCAGAGUUAAGAAGUGGAGCAAGGAGAUCGAGACGCCUUGACGAUCAGCCUAACCCUCAGCUAGUUGAACAAGCAGAAAAUAUCGCACUUCCUCCUCAGACUGCAACAAGAAGAAGAGGUGGUGGUAGAGGAAGGGGGAAUGCUGCUUUAGCUAAAGGGGCGGUACCUCCAAGACCAACAGCUGCCGGUAGGGGCAGGGGUAUCAGGUUGACAGACUUAGAGCCAGAACCUUGUGAGGUUCGCCCAGCUGCAGGUGCUCUAGGGGCCGCUGAACCUGCUUUAAAUCGAGCUGAAGGGGCAGCUGAUAAGGAUAUUGCUGUGGAAGGCGGUAGCGCAGAGAAAAUAGCUGCCAUGGACGAAGAUUCCAGCAUGGCUCCAGUCCCUGAAAGGGUCCAAGUUGGAAAUUCUCCUGUUUAUAAGACGGAGAGGAAACUCGGUAAGGGUGGCUUUGGUCAAGUUUAUGUUGGCAGAAGGGUGAGUGGUGGCAGUGAUAAGAUUGGAGCUGAUGCAAUUGAGGUAGCUCUGAAACUUGAACAUCGAAAUAGUAAAGGCUGUAGUUUUGGCCCACCGUAUGAGUGGCAAGUGUACAAUACGCUCAAUAGCUGUUAUGGAAUUCCUGCUGUACAUCAUAAGGGUCGUCAGGGAGAUUUUUACAUUCUGGUCAUGGACAUGCUUGGCCCUAGCCUCUGGGAUGUUUGGAAUUCUAUGGCUCAAUCGAUGUCUCCACACAUGGUAGCGUGUAUUGCAGUGGAGGCGAUAUCUAUUCUUGAGAAACUGCAUUUGAAGGGGUUUGUGCAUGGAGAUGUGAAACCAGAAAACUUCUUACUAGGCCAGUCUGGCACAGCAGACGAGAAGAAACUUUACCUUAUCGAUCUUGGGUUGGCAUCAAGAUGGAAAGAUUCGCAUUCUGGCCAGCAUGUUGAAUAUGAUCAAAGACCAGAUGUAUUCAGGGGAACGAUAAGGUAUGCAAGUUGUCAUGCACAUCUUGGUCGUACUGGAAGUCGGAGAGAUGAUCUGGAAUCUUUGGCUUAUACAUUAAUAUUUCUGAUACGAGGAAGGUUACCAUGGCAAGGUUACCAAGGCGACAACAAGAGCUUUCUUGUUUGCAAGAAAAAGAUGUCAACCUCUCCUGAACUGAUGUGCUGUUUUUGUCCUCCCCCGUUUAAGCUGUUCCUCGAGGCAGUUACUAAUAUGAAGUUUGACGAGGAGCCCAACUAUGCCAAACUUAUCUCGAUUUUUGAUACUCUUAUCGAGCCAUGUGCUAUAUCUAGACCAAUUCGAAUUGAUGGGGCUCUUAAGGUGGUUAUCUUUGGUUCUUAUGGUUUAUUUUAUCUAUUUAAAGUUAUUUCAUCUAGUGCUGAUAUUUUUAUUUUGCAUGAACAGGUUGGCCAAAAACGAGGAAGAUUGCUUAUCAAUUUGGAAGAAGAUGAGCAGCCGAGGAAGAAAAUCAGAAUCGGCAGUCCUGCUACCCAGUGGAUUUCAGUCUAUAAUGCACGUCGUCCUAUGAAACAGAGAUAUCAUUACAAUGUUUCAGACACAAGGCUGCACCAGCAUGUAGAGAAAGGUAACGAGGAUGGCCUUUUCAUAAGCUGUGUAGCAUCAGCAGCUAAUCUCUGGGCUCUCAUCAUGGAUGCUGGGACUGGGUUCAGCUCUCAAGUUUAUGAAUUGUCCACAGUCUUCCUACACAAGGACUGGAUUAUGGAACAAUGGGAAAAGAACUACUAUAUCAGUUCCAUAGCUGGUUCAAAUAACGGGAGCUCGUUGGUAGUUAUGUCGAAAGGAACUCCUUAUACUCAGCAAUCGUACAAAGUCAGCGACUCAUUCCCAUUCAAAUGGAUUAAUAAAAAGUGGAAAGAAGGAUUUCAUGUAACGUCCAUGACCACCGCUGGGAGUCGUUGGGGUGUAGUAAUGUCCAGGAACUCAGGCUAUUCUGAACAGGUAGUGGAGCUUGACUUUUUGUACCCAAGUGAAGGAAUCCAUCGAAGAUGGGAGAGUGGGUACAGGAUAACAUCAAUGGCUGCAACAGCAGAUCAAGCAGCUCUCAUAUUGAGUAUACCUAAACGAAAAAUAUCCGAUGAAACCCAAGAGACUCUCCGCACUUCUGCUUUCCCAAGCACUCAUGUCAAGGACAAAUGGGCGAAAAAUCUGUACAUUGCAUCAAUAUGCUAUGGUCGGACAGUUUGCUGAACAAACGCGCAGAGUACACCGUUUCAACCUCUCUCGCCUUACAACUUGAAGCUUCGGUUUCAGUACAAUCCAAAGGUGUAUCUUAACCAGGAGCCAACCUAUGUGACUGUGUAAUGAAAUGAAAUUUGUCUCUCGUAUGUAUGUAGUAAAGUACAAGAUAAAAGUUACAUGAAAAAGAAAAAAAAAGGAUGUAGGAGAGAUGCAUUAUUAGUAGAAUCGAAUGGCUUAUUGUUGUAUACCUGAUUUGAGUACAGAAUCAGGAUGAAGCAACAUGUUUGUUGUAGCGAACAUAUAAAUCUGAGAUGGCUUUGAUCUUUUGGUCU